This is a messenger RNA of Eruca vesicaria subsp. sativa (arugula), 987 nucleotides long. The record is from the annotation of a GenBank genome assembly. NCBI's taxonomy places the organism in Eukaryota, Viridiplantae, Streptophyta, Magnoliopsida, Brassicales, Brassicaceae.
AUGCAUGCCGACGGGAAACUUGUUUGCGUCACAGGAGCCGGUGGCUACAUUGCUUCUUGGAUCGUUAAGUUACUCUUGGAGAGAGGCUACACCGUUAGAGGAACCGUACGCAACCCAUCUGAUCCCAAGAACAACCACCUCAGAGAGCUUGAAGGAGCCAAAGAAAGACUAACUCUUCACAGUGCUGAUCUUCUCGACUACGAAGCUCUUUGUGCCACAAUAGAUGGCUGCGAUGGCGUUUUCCAUACCGCUUCUCCGAUGACUGAUGAUCCCGAGACAAUGUUGGAACCGGCUGUGAACGGAGCUAAGUUCGUGAUAGACGCGGCUGCUAAAGCCAAGGUGAAGCGUGUUGUGUUCACAUCAUCCAUCGGUGCUGUUUACAUGAACCCUAACCGUGACCCUCAAACCAUAGUCGACGAAAGUUGUUGGAGUGAUCUUGAUUUCUGCAAAAGCACAAAGAAUUGGUAUUGCUAUGGGAAGAUGGUGGCGGAACAAUCAGCAUGGGAGACGGCAAAGGCUAAAGGUGUGGAUUUAGUGGUGCUAAACCCGGUUCUAGUUCUUGGACCACCGCUCCAGUCAGCGGUCAACGCUAGCCUAGUCCAUAUCCUCAAGUACCUCACCGGCUCAGCCAAGACUUAUGCUAACCUAACUCAGGUCUAUGUGGACGUCCGUGACGUUGCACUAGGCCAUGUUAUGGUCUACGAAUCAUCCACUGCCUCAGGCCGUUACAUCCUCGCUGAGACGGCGCUUCACCGCGGUGAGGUUGUUGAGAUUCUUGCUAAAUUCUUCCCGGAGUAUCCGCUUCCCACCAAGUGUUCGGACGAGAAGAAUCCGAGAGCAAAGCCAUACAAGUUCACUACUCAAAAGAUAAAAGACUUGGGGUUGGAGUUUACACCCAUCAAGCAAUCUCUCUACGAAUCUGUCAAGAGCUUGCAAGAGAAAGGCCAUCUUCCUCUUCCUCAAGAUUCGCCUCAAACAACGUCUUAA